AUGGAUCCAGAAAAUCGUGCCCAGGAAAUCAUUCGAUGCAAUAUCUGUGAAAACAGUGUUGUACAAAUGUUCUGUAAUUUGUGUCCAAUGAAUUUGUGCAUGGAUUGUGUUGGAAAGCAUGUCUUUGAUACCUCUAAAAAGCAUGAUGUGGUGCCUUUUGAUUUGAGAAGAUCCAGACUUGUGUACCCUCAGUGCCAAACCCAUUCUGAAGAGAAUUGCGAAAUGCAUUGUGAUGAUUGCAACAUCCCAACGUGUCCCAAAUGUGUUAUGUCUGAGAAACAUAAAAGACAUCAUAUUAAAAGCUUACAGGAUUUAGUAUACGCAAAGAAUGAAAGCAUUGAAAAGGAAAGAAAAAGAUUGCAGGAAACGGUUUAUUCAAAGUUGAAGGAAACAGUUACUGAAAUAGAAACUCAGAUAGAUGAAAUAGACGGAAAAUAUGAAAAACUUACAUCGAAGGUCACACAACAUGGAGAGGAAUGGCAAAGAAAAGUUGACAUUGCUAUACAGAAAAACAAAGACGAAAUUAAUGAGAUGAAAAUCCAACACAGGGACACACUGAAUAAAAAUCUAGACGAUACAAAGAAACUCAUUACUGGCGUCAAACUCUAUUUUCCAAAAAUUGAGGACAUUUUACAAUCCAAGGAAGUUUCCAAAUCACUUUCAUAUGAGAUAAAAUCAGAAAAAUUCACCAAACUUCCUUCCCAUCCGAAAGUUGAGAUUCCGGUGUUUACUGAAAAUAUUAAUCAAGAUCAAUUUUCUCAUUUAUUUGGUUCUUCAUCGCCAUGA
Molecule: messenger RNA, 786 nt
Organism: Saccostrea echinata
Lineage: Eukaryota; Metazoa; Mollusca; Bivalvia; Ostreida; Ostreidae
Product: E3 ubiquitin-protein ligase TRIM17-like
Exons: 1
Coding region: 1-786 (261 amino acids)
Biological process (GO): positive regulation of DNA-templated transcription
Cellular component (GO): nucleoplasm; chromatin
Molecular function (GO): ubiquitin-protein transferase activity; zinc ion binding
Source: RefSeq, a predicted model, not a curated record